Neoarius graeffei (lesser salmon catfish) is the source of this 3263-nucleotide messenger RNA. RefSeq names its product amyloid-beta A4 precursor protein-binding family A member 1. Gene Ontology annotation, cellular component: cytoplasm; dendritic spine; plasma membrane. Lineage: Eukaryota; Metazoa; Chordata; Actinopteri; Siluriformes; Ariidae. The record is from RefSeq and is a predicted model, not a curated record. Gene Ontology annotation, biological process: chemical synaptic transmission. Bases 389 to 2554 code for a protein of 721 amino acids. The transcript is spliced from 12 exons. Gene Ontology annotation, molecular function: protein binding; amyloid-beta binding.
UUGAGACGGUGAUGUUUGGAAAUGGAGAUGAGCUCAUCUGAGAGUUGUUGAGUUAUUUCUGUCUCGCUGUUGGUAAUUCCGCUGUAAUCGUCGCAUUUGUGACUGGAUUUUAUUUUAAGAGUAAAGAAUUGGGCGCAGACAGAUACAGACGGAUUUUAAGAUGAACCACGUCAACUUUAUUGCGUCGGUGAAAAGUUCCAGGUCACUCGGUAAAUAAGCUGUAGAUGUUACGAUUAUUUCUUGAAGCAAGAAAGAAUCAUCGAAGGCAAGGACACCUUUCCUUCAGCCUCAUCUUUGUAGCAAAUGAACAAAAUGAGUGGCUUGUUAGCUGAACCGUGACAAGCGGAAACCCUUUAUCUUUCUUGUCAACUGCACUGACCAACCUGGCAUGGAGAAGCAGGUGGACAUCACUCACAAUAAGGUGACGACGUCAUCAUUUAAAGAUGAGGGUCUGGAGAGUUCCACACAGGCUGAGAACCAUUCUAAACUGGAGGACCAGGAUUCCUUUAAUCCAACAGAGCCCCCUCCUCUGGACUGGAGGUCUGACUCUUCCAGUGAAGCAUGUUCACUUGGAGAUAUUGAAGAACCUGGAUCUUUCUCCAUGGGCACGCCAUUAGAUGAAUUAAGUGAUUAUGGGGCUCACAACACAAGCUUUACACCAACAGACCUUGAGAAUCUUCCAAAUCAGGAAGCUGAAGAAGAACUCCCAAAUCAAGAAGCUGAAGAUCGCACAAAUAAUACACAGAGAAUGAACAAAUCUACUAUUCCUGAACCAUUGGAGAAGAAUUUAGAGAAGACAAGGCAAAAGCCAACUAAGAACCGUCAACAACAUGACUUGGACCACUCUCACAUUCAGGAUCUGCUUCAUCAGCUUCAGCUCUUUCACCCAACACCUGCUUCUAAAGACCCUUCUCCAGAACCAGAAAGGUCAACUCUCAGUGCCGACUGUGUAACCGAGAACCUCUCCUCUUCAUCCUUGGUGCCUGACAUUAGUGCUUCUCAAACAUGCGCGGAGGGAAGCACAGUAUCUGGCCUUCUUUUCACUGUGAGCCAUCAGAAGGAGCUCCUAGAGCUGCUGGAGGACCCAGAACCUCAAGAAGCCCAAGAGUUUCAGGAAUCUCAGGAAGACCGCCCCAUUUUUACAGAACAGACUACUGAGAGCCAUACUGGGAACAUUUCACAGCUGCGUGACUGCCAGACGAGGUACAUAACAAGAAGUGGUGAGGCAGAUGAAAUGGUUUCUGUUUCAUAUGGCUCAGACAUCUGGCAUAGCCCCUUUCAGGAUGAGCUUAUGGUGUCGGUCUACUCGGAGGGCGAAGUCAUGGAACAGUGGCAGCAGUCUAAAUGUGUGUUGUCUGAUGAGUUGGCCUCUCGUAGAGCUGAUAUGGAAGCCGAGUCUGAAGGUCAGGCUUCAUAUAAAGACGUGCCUGGUCCUUGUGAUCCUGAGGAUCUGCUGGAUGGGAUCAUAUUUGGAGCUAAAUACCUUGGUUCCACGCAGAUGCAAACCGAUAGGAACCCCUCCACUAAUGCUCGAAUGGCUCAGGCACAAGAAGCUGUAGAUCGCAUCAAGGCGCCUGAAGGAGAAUCUCAGCCAAUGACCGAGGUGGACCUUUUCAUCUCCACUCAGAGAAUCAAAGUGUUGAAUGCAGAUACCCAGGAAGCUAUGAUGGACCAUCCUCUGCAGAUGAUCUCCUAUAUCGCAGACAUCGGAAGUCUUGUGGUGUUGAUGGUGCGCAGGAAACCAAUAGAUCAUCAAACUGCAGAUUCAGCGGCUUGCUCUUCAUCACCACCUAAGAAAUACUGGAUGAUUUGCCAUGUGUUCUCCUCUGAUGAUGCACAGGUUAUAGCUCAGGCUAUUGGCCAGGCAUUUGGUGUGGCAUAUCAGCAAUUUUUGCAAGCAAAUGGAAUUAAAGCCGACGAAUUCCGACCAGGGGAGUACUGCCUGGGUUCACAGGAACUCUAUAACGGAGAUCUGGUGCACUUUUCACAAUCUGAAAAUAUCAGAGAGAUUUGCAUAAUAAAGAAGGUUGGAGAGAUCCUGGGUAUAGCUGUAGUAGAAUCUGGUUGGGGCUCCAUCCUGCCCACAGUGGUGGUGGCCAACCUGCUGCACGGCGGCGUAGCCGAGCGCUCGGGGGAUCUAAGCAUCGGAGACCGCAUCAUGUCUGUGAACGGGGCCAGCCUGGUGGGCCUUCCCAUCACCACGUGUCACAACAUCAUCAGAGACUUGAAAAACCAGUCCCAGGUGAAGCUCAGCAUAGUCCACUGUCCACCUGUCACCAUGGCCAUUAUUAAGCGACCUGACCCAAAAUACCAGCUGGGCUUCAGUGUAGAGGAUGGAAUUAUUUGCAGUUUAAUGCGCGGAGGCAUCGCAGAGAGGGGCGGCAUUCGGGUUGGUCAUCGCAUUAUUGAAAUCAAUGGGCAGAGUGUGGUAGCCACGCCACAUGAGAAAAUCAUCCAGAUCCUCACAAAUGCUGUCGGAGAGAUUCAUUUGAAGACGAUGCCAUCAUCCACCUAUCGUCUCCUAACCGGACAAGAGCAGCCCCUGUUCCUCUGAAAAAGACGAAUCAUGCAAUACCUUAUCAUCGAAUACAGCUUUUCAUUCUAAAUACCCUGACAGAGUGACGAGCAGUGACUCUUUUUGGUAUUAACUGUCACUCCAUACACUUCAUCUGGAUCUUACAAAUCACUGCUGAAAACAUGGAGCACUAUUUUACAGUUUGUCAAGCUUAAAGCAGGAAGUUCAGAAAUGAUUAGGAUUUGCACAGCAUGCACAUUUGUAUUCCAUUGUGCCUUUGUGGAGAAAUUUGUGCAGGUGUGUUGUUUUGCAUGAAUGUGUUUCACCAAAAUUUGUACGUUUGAGUAAGUCGGCUUUCCUGAGCCGGUCACCAGCAUCCUCUUUGCUGUAUGGGUGGUAGGUUUGCAUGCUGUGUUUAAUACUUGUGCCUCAGUGCCUGCAAAAAUGAAUUAAGUGACCUCAAGGUGUCUGCUUUUAGCAAUAAGAGAUUAUAUAUUUAAGCUGCUGUGUUAGAUUAAAAAUGUCUACUGUCUCUGUGUGAAUUUUAUGAUUUUUAUACAUUUUAUUUUUAGUCAUGAGCGUUUUAUGAUAUAUGAACUAUAUAUUUAAAGUCUUCAAUGUCAACAGAAAGGGGAAGAUUUGACUUUCUCUCAGUGGCCAUGUAGGUUACGAAAUGUCUGCUUUCAACAUCCUCUUGUCAUUGGUCUGGUUUGUGCUGCCUCUAUUAAAGCAGGAGGUCUUUGUUAAA